CAUAUCCAUUUCCCCGAAGGAGGACAGAAGAGGAGAUUUGGACUAUCUGAGCUGUGGAUUUACUGAAAUACUACGAUCAAACCAGCACUGGCUUCACAAACCGAAGGAUAACUUUAUAAGAACUGUGAGUACAAGUGACAGUGAAAGCAACUUUCAGAAAGCUUUAGUUUAUAGAACUGAAUAUUUGACGCAGAAUGGCUACUCAGUCAGAAAUGGCCUGUUCCUGUCCAAUUUGUUCGGAGAUCUUCAAAGAUCCUGUGGUGUUGUCAUGCAGCCACAGCUUCUGCAAGAACUGUUUGCGCAACUGGUGGGCAGAGCAACCACUUCAUGUGUGUCCAGUUUGUAAAAGAAGAUCUUCCAGAGACGAUCCACCCUGUAACCUAGUGCUGAAGAAUGUAUGUGAAGCUUUAAUACAUGAGUUGACACUAAAGGACAAGCCUUCUGCACAGACUGAGACCCUCUGCAGUCAGCACUCGGAGAAACUGAGGCUCUUCUGUCUGGAUCAUCAGCAGCUGGUGUGUCUGGUUUGUCGAGAUUCCAGAACACACAAAAAACACACAUUCAAACCCAUCGAUGAAGCUGCACAGGAUUACAAAGACUUUGUCAAGAAAUCCCUCAAACCUUUACAGGAGGAACUGCAGCGCUUGAAUCAAGUUAAAGUGGAAUGGGAUCAGACGGCUGAGUACAUUUCUGUCCAGGCUCAAAACACAGAGAAGCAGAUUAAGGAAGAGUUUUGGAAAAUGAAGGAGUUUCUGCUGAAGGAAGAACAGGCCAGGAUUUAUGCCCUGAGGAAUGAAGCACAACAGAAGAGCAGCAUGAUGCAGCAGAGGAUUGAAGCUUUGAGUGUAGAAAUGGUGGCUCUGUCAGACACAAUCCAAGCCACAGAGAAGGAGCUGAGAAGUGAAGACGUCUUGUUCCUGCAGAACUACAAAGCUUCAGUCAGACGAGUCCAGGAGCUCCACCCCACUGUGGAUCCAGAACUGCCCUCUGGAACUCUGAUAGACGUGGCCAAACAUGUGGGCAACCUGAGCUUCAACAUCUGGAACAAGAUGAAGCAGAUCGUCUCCUACACGCCUGUGAUUCUGGAUCCAAACACUGCCUGUCCUGAACUUCUCCUGUCGGAUGAUCUGAGGAGCGUGAAAUUUGAGAAACUGGACAAUGAGACGGUGCUUCCCAAAAACCCAGAGAGGUUUCAAGGCUAUUCUGCAGUGCUGGGAUCUGAAGGGUUCACCUCAGGGACAUACAGCUGGGAGGUUAAGAUUGGGGGCAAUCUGAACUGGUCAGUGGGAGUGAUCGGAGAGUCUGCCCCAAGGAAGGGGGAGAUUAGUCACGGAUACUGGGAGAUUUGGUUCAAGGAUGGUGAAUAUAGAGCAUACUCUCCACCAUCUAUUGACAGGGUUCUGUCUUUAAGCAAGCCUCUCCAGAGGAUCAGGGUGCAUCUGGACAUGAACAGGAAAAAACUGUCAUUCUCAGAUCCAGACACUGACACACAUAUCUUCACUUUCACACAUGCGUUCACUGAGAAGGUGUUUCCCUUGUUUAGCAUGAUACACCUAAUGCAACUGAAAAUAUCCCCCAUGAAUAUUACUGCACAGCUGGAGAUGUAGAGGGUUAUAAAGAUGACAUGAGGCAAACCUGUUUAUAUUUCUAACUGAACCUCACAUCAUACAAAUAAAAUACAAUGAAUAUUAAAUCAUUCUAGCUCCAAAUAAAGUAGACUUUACAAACAGCACUUUGCUGUUUAGUGCAACAGUUUAUCAGUGCAAUCAGUUUUCAGUGUCAAAAUGUAAACAUUAUGAAUAUUAUCUGUCACUCACUACUGACAAUCUAAAUAACCCUCAGAAAUUUUGGAAAGUUAUUAAAUCACUUUCCGUAAGUAAAAGUGCUCAGACUCUCCCAACCUAUGUUUUAAAGGACUCUGUUCCAGUUUAUGACGGACAGGAGAUUUUAAAUUGUUUUAAUAAGCAUUUUAUAUCAUCUGGCUCUUUGUUUGACUCGGUGGGAGCUGCUCCUGUGGAAUCUUACACCCACUUCCCAGUAUAUACUGGUGAGCCUUUUAAUUUCUUACCCUUUUCUACUCAGGAAGUUCUUAAAGCUCUUAAAGCAUUGGACCCCAGAAAACCUUCUGGUCCUGACCAAAUGGAUCCUUAUUUUUUAAAGUUGGCAGCAGACUUUAUAGCGGAGCCUCUGACAAUUCUUUUUAACCUUACAGUGGUAAAAAAUGAAAUUCCCUCUGUGUAGAAAUCUGCAUUUGUUCUUCCCUUAUUGAAAGGGGGUGACCCGGCGGUUUUAACUAAUUACAGACCGAUAUCGAAUUUGUCGGUACUAGCCAAAAUUCUUGAAGCUCUUGUGAAUGAGCAGCUAAAGGAGUUUUUAUAUUCUAAUGAUAUCUUAUCAGAAUAUCAGUCAGGUUUCCGAAAAAAACACAGUACUGUCACUGCCGCAGUGAAAGUGACAAAUGACAUCAGAGUUGCGCUUGAUAAGAAACAGCACUGUGCGUCACUUUUUAUUGAUUUGGCCAAAGCAUUUGAUACAGUUGACCACAAUAUUUUAAAACUUAAACUCUGUCAAUCAGGACUCUCACAGGAUGCAAUUGGUUGGUUUUCAAACUACCUGAGUGACCGGACUCAGUGCAUCAAAUUUACUGGCCAGUGUUCUGACUUUGUUGCUGUUCACAAGGGGGUGCCACAGGGCUCUGUAUUAGGUCCCCUCUUAUUUAUUAUUUAUAUUAAUGACCUGGGCAUGCAUACGCCAGGUGCUAAUUUGCAUUUUUAUGCAGAUGAUACAAUUAUAUACUGCUUUGGAUCAACUCUUAUCCAGGCGAUUGAAUCCCUGCAGAAAGCCUUUGUUGCUGUCCAGUAUUCAUUAAUUCAACUGAAACUGGUCCUCAAUGCAGACAAGACUAAACUUAUGUUGUUUUCCAAUUCAAGGACACCUCCGCAAACAUUACCCUCAGUGACCACUCUGGAAGGAAAUGUAAUUGAGGUGGUCCACACAUAUAAAUACCUGGGGGUUUUAAUUGACAACUCCCUCACUUUCAAGCCACAUGAGGAAAACCUUGUGGUGAAAUUGAGGCUAAAGUUGGGAUUUUAUUUUCGUAACAAAUUGUGUUUUUCUUUUAAAGUAAAAAAGCGUCUUGUUGCUGCAACUUUUUUUUUAUCAGUAUUGGAUUAUGGAGAUGUUUUAUACAUGAAUGCUUCUGCUCAGUGCCUACAAAAGGUUGACAGUGUCUACCAUGCUUCCUCGAGGUUUAUUACCAACUGUAAAGCAUCGACUCACCACUGUGAGCUGUAUUCACGGGUAGGAUGGCCUUCUCUGAACACCAGAAGGACCAACCAGUGGUACUUGUUUAUAUACAAGGCCAUACUUGGCCUCUUGCCUGGCUACAUCUGUUCCUUAAAUGAUAAGAGAAAUUCUGAAAAUUAUUCUCUUCGAACAAAUGAGUGGAUUCUGCUGUCUGUUCAAUUUGCCCGUACAGAAAUGGGUCAAAAAGCUUUUAGUUGUUCUGCACCUCAUGUAUGGAAUCAGUUACAGAAAGACUGGAAACUAACUGAAUUGAUUUCUUUGAGCACUUUUAAGUCCAAACUGAGAGUUCUUGAGGCCAAUUCCAUAUCUUGCACUUGCUUUUCUUAAUCUGCCUGUAC
Molecule: messenger RNA, 3644 nt
Organism: Sphaeramia orbicularis (orbiculate cardinalfish)
Lineage: Eukaryota; Metazoa; Chordata; Actinopteri; Kurtiformes; Apogonidae
Product: nuclear factor 7, brain-like
Exons: 1
Coding region: 195-1607 (470 amino acids)
Molecular function (GO): protein binding; zinc ion binding
Source: RefSeq, a predicted model, not a curated record